CUAAGGUCGCUUCCUAACCACAACCAUAUAAGUAAGCCUAGAUCAGCCUAGCUGGCUCUCCUCUCGCCCUUCGGUCACAGAUGUCAUGGUCACAAGAGAGAGAACAGGAUAAAUUGGUUUGGCUGCCAUCUUGGCUGAAGUUGCUAAGUCCAAUCCUCUGGGAGCUGAGAGAAAAGGCAAUUAUCCAAAUGCCAAACUGGAUUCAUGGAGCGAGUGAACAACGUGACAGAAUUCAUUCUGCUUGGCCUGACUCAGAACCCAGAUGUGCAGAAACUGCUGUUCAGUGUGUUUACAGUCAUCUACUCUUUCACCCUGGUAGGCAACCUACUCAUUGUAGUGACAAUCACCUCAAGCCCAGCCCUGGGCUCCCCCAUGUAUUUUUUCCUAUCUUUCUUGUCCUUCAUAGAUGGCUGUUGCUCUUCUACUGUGGCCCCCAAGAUGAUAUUUGACCUACUAACUGAAAAGAAAACUAUCUCCUUCAGUAGUUGCAUGAUUCAGCUCUUUGCAGGACAUUUCUUUGGUGGAGUUGAGACCAUCCUGCUCACAGUGAUGGCCUAUGACCGCUAUGUGGCCAUCUGCAAGCCCCUACACUACAUGAUCACAAUGAACAGGCGGGUAUGUGGCCUUCUGGUGGCUGUGGCCUGGGCUGGGGGCUUUCUUCAUGCUCUGAUUCAAAUUCUUUUUAUGGUCUGGUUGCCCUUCUGUGGUCCCAAUGUCAUUGACCAUUUCAUCUGUGACCUUCUCCCUCUGCUACAACUCUCCUGCACUGACACUCACAUAUUGGGACUCUUUGUUGCUGCCAACAGUGGACUGAUGUGUAUGCUCAUUUUUUCUAUUCUUAUCAUCUCCUACAUCCUCAUCCUUUGCUCACUAAAGACUCAUAGCACGGAAGGACAGCGGAAAGCUCUCUCCACCUGUGCCUCCCAUGUUACUGUAGUCAUCCUAUUCUUUGUGCCCUGCAUAUUUGUGUACCUUCGGCCCAUGAUCACCUUCCCCAUUGACAAAGCAGUGGCUGUGUUUUACACUGUGGUGACACCCAUGUUGAACCCUUUAAUCUAUACCCUCAGAAAUGCAGAAGUGAAAAAUGCCAUGAGGAAGCUCUGCAGCCAAAAAAUAAUCUUCAGUAACAAUUCCUGUGAAUAGAGAAGAUAAAAACAAAAUCUAUUCAUAUUUUAACAAGUGUGACUAAUGGAAAGGAUAGUGGUCCUAAAGUCAGAAAAUGUGAGCUUAAGUAAAUU
Molecule: messenger RNA, 1238 nt
Organism: Galeopterus variegatus (Sunda flying lemur)
Lineage: Eukaryota; Metazoa; Chordata; Mammalia; Dermoptera; Cynocephalidae
Product: olfactory receptor 4C5-like
Exons: 2
Coding region: 205-1143 (312 amino acids)
Biological process (GO): G protein-coupled receptor signaling pathway
Cellular component (GO): membrane
Molecular function (GO): olfactory receptor activity; G protein-coupled receptor activity
Source: RefSeq, a predicted model, not a curated record